CCUGGGCCGACUUGAACCUGAUGUUCUGUCGAGGUGUGUAUAAAUGCGUUCGGCAGCUUCCAAAACUCGGAGUAAUUUCUUUGUUUCCCUUCCAACGCCGGGAAAUCACAGUUCUGUCUUAGUCCUGAGUUCUCAGCUAACAAAAUGGCCAUCAUGCCUAUCGAUUGGCCGACUGGCCUCGAUAUCAGGCAAAUGGCUAUUUCAAUAUGCCUGGUUCUACCUGUCGCUCUUGUUUUGGUGACUAUGCUUGCGCUGGUUGCUAGGUCCCGAUACCUCGCAAAUGACUGCACUCCAAUGGUAUCGGGGAAAAGCCCACUAUCCAUCUUAUACCAGCAAUAUCGAUUCGUGGUCAACGGCCCAGCUCUUAUUAAAGACGGUUACGCUCGGUUCUCCAAUGGCCUUUUCGAGAUUCCACGCACUUUCCGCUUUGGACAGGUUGUCCUGUGUAAGCCAGAACUAAUCGAAGAGCUGAAGAAUACCCGAAGUGCGGUUGCAUCGCCCGAACCAUGGAUUGAUCAGCUACUUCAAAUCUCUCAUGUCAUGCCAGGAUACUUUCCCAAGGGAAAAGGAUGGCCAGCAAUUGCAAAGACCACCCCUGGUCUUAUUCGGGGCACGGCACAUAAACAGUUAGACCGGUAUAUCCCGCAUAUGAAUAAAGCAAUAUCUUCUCAGCUGGGGGCACUGAAAUUCACGGACACAGAAUGUGCGGUUGGUUGCUUCGACUUUGCCUACUCGAUCGUUGCACGCAGUGGCAGUUUUGCCAUGGUGGGACCACGAUUAUCCCAAAAUGAAGAGUAUAUCCAGGCUGUUAAGGAUCAUAUCCUGGGGAUGAUCGUUACCACUCGAGUCCAGUUCCUAGUCCCCGAUGGCUUAAAGAGGUAUUUUGGUGGCUUCAUCGGCCGCUUAGCCACUCUCGGCACUCGAUGGGAUAUGCAUGCAUCUCGUAAGACCCUGUUGAAGCACUUCGAUGCGCGGGCGGCCGAAUAUCGUAAUGAAAUGGCCAGUGGUGACCUCGUCGAGGAUCUCAAGACCAACCCUGAACAAAAGGAGGAUCCGGUUAGUCCCGUCUUGUUCACCAUUGUUGUCCGGUUCUCAUGUAAUGCUUACGGUAGAGUCUUUGUCCAGGUCGAGAUCUUCCGUUGGCUAUAUGAAAACUCCAUCGUGAAUCAGAAAUGGAGCUACUCCGAGGUCAUUGGCGAGAUGUUGCUCCUACAGUUCGCAUUUAUAUAUACAACUGCCUAUGCACUCUACGGAGCUUUGUCAGAGCUCGCGCAGCGUCCAGAGUACACUGACCCUCUGCGCGAGGAAGCCGAAGCAUUUCUAGCCAAUCGAGAGCCCACAGUGGCAAGCUGUGAUCAAAUGAUUUUGAUGGACAGUUUCUUGAAGGAGUGCCAGCGAUUGCAUCCUCCUGCAGCCAUAUCUGCUCACCGAGUCUGCGUGACCGAAUUGCAACUUUCCAAUGGUAUCACUCUCAAACCCGGAACACACGUCGGCGUCCCCAGCGGCGUAAUCCAAUAUUCAAGCUCAGCCUAUACCGACCCGGAAACCUUUGACGGGUUUCGCUUCGCAAAGCGCGCCGCCGCCGGAGCCAGCAACACCAAGCUCGUCGACCUUAGCCCGGAAUAUCUCGUAUUCGGAAUGGGAGUGCACGCCUGUCCCGGCCGCUGGAUGGCGAGUGCACUUAUGAAACUGGUUUUGGGGCAUCUCCUGCUGCAAUAUGAUGUUUUGCCAAGUUCCAAGCAGGGAGCAGGGCGGAGGGAGUCGUUGUAUGGGUCGUUGUCGUUUGAGGAGUUUUGUGUACCCAACUUUGGAUUGGAGAUUCGCCUGCGGCAGAGAGAAGGGAUGAGAUCGAGUGAAUAAUCAACAUACUCGCCAUGAAAAUUGCAAUUUAGUCUGAAG
Messenger RNA from Penicillium brasilianum, 1899 nucleotides. The record is from the annotation of a GenBank genome assembly. NCBI's taxonomy places the organism in Eukaryota, Fungi, Ascomycota, Eurotiomycetes, Eurotiales, Aspergillaceae.